This is a messenger RNA of Loa loa (African eye worm), 984 nucleotides long. RefSeq lists its product as hypothetical. The record is from RefSeq and is a predicted model, not a curated record. Gene Ontology annotation, biological process: transsulfuration. Gene Ontology annotation, cellular component: mitochondrion. NCBI's taxonomy places the organism in Eukaryota, Metazoa, Nematoda, Chromadorea, Rhabditida, Onchocercidae. The transcript has 8 exons. Gene Ontology annotation, molecular function: thiosulfate-cyanide sulfurtransferase activity. Bases 28 to 984 code for a protein of 318 amino acids.
UUCAAGGAAUAGAAGUAAGAGUGUAAGAUGAAACUAAGAAAUUUUAUCAGUACAUCAGUGGUUGCUGAUCUUCUGAAGAAAGGUAACUUCAAAAAUGGUGGUGGUUAUCGAUUAUUGGACUGUGGAGGAGACCUUCAACCACGAAAUCAUGAUCACUUCAUGAAAACCAAAUAUGGAAGAUUCGAGGAAAUGAUGGAUAUGAAUACGAAGCAGUAUCGCGACUAUUUGGAAAAGCAUAUCCCACAAGCGGUUCACAUGGAUCUUAACACUGCUACCUAUCCUAGUUUUUAUGAACCGUAUGCCAUGUAUCCACCAGAAAUAUUCCAGAAAUAUGCCCGCUUAUUGGGUAUCAAUCGAGCGGAGCAUAUCGUCCUAUAUGGCAGGCAACAUAUUACUAGCAUGACGCUUCCCUGUCGCAUCUCCUGGCUAUUUAAGUACUAUGGUCAUGGAGCUGUUUCUGUUAUAGAUGGCGGCUUAACUGCGUGGGAAAUGGAUGGCGGUGAAAUUACUCAAGAAGUACCAGAAGUCACUCCAGGUAACUGGAAAGCUGGGCUCUGUCCGGAUUACAUUGUAACAUAUGAACAGCUUAUCGAGAAGGAUUCCAGUGGAUUGUGCAUGUUUGACAAAACUGACCAGAUAAAUUUUUUCGACUCGCGUCCAAGAGAUCAGUUUAAGGGGAAGGUUGAUACCAUGCUCGAUCCAAAAAAGGUAAGCGGUACACGUGUGCCAGGGACAAAGUGUGCACCGGCAGUAGAAAUGAUUAAUGAAAAGGGUUGUUUGAAAGAUCCGGACGAGCUUAAAAGCUGGUUACUAAAAUGCGGUUUCAAACAAGAUCUUCCAAUCAUUUCACAGUGUCUACGUGGGAUACAAGCCUGCUUGUUGAAUUCAGUUAUCGAGGAUUUGUUCCCAUCCCUACGUCCACGCGUCUAUCAUGGAUCAUGUUUUGAACUGCAAGUUCGCGAUCCGAAAAGGAUAUCCGAAUAG